CCAAACGUACCAAAAUCUGUUACAAAUCUAUAACAAACACCUCAACUUACACUACUAUAUUGAGAAAUAACCCACCUGAAGGUAAUCCAUACAACUGCUUCACAAUCCAAUUCGUUUGCUAAUUAGUAUUCAUUUGCUAGUUUCUACUAAAACACUUGGGAAGGAAUGGCGCUAAGUAUAAGUAGUGAGGCUGAUGAAGUAAACGACGUCUUUUUAUUUGAUCUACUAUUAAAGGAAACAACCGCCGCUAAGCAUUUGAACUCCUUCAUCGAAACCCCAACUUCACCAUCACUAUCUUCCUCUGACACUCCUGAAGAUUCCCUGCAUACGGCCCCACUUCCCACUCUUCCAUUCGAGAUUGUGGUAGAAAUUCUCUCCAGGCUUUCAGUGAAGUUCCUCAUGCAACUCCAAUGCGUCUGCAAGUCCUGGAAAUCUCUAAUCUCUAAUCCUAAAUUUGCCAAGAAGCACUUUUUCUCGUCAACUACGGCUCAACGUCUCAUAAACGCCUUUAGGCCUUUCUCACGCGAGAUGGUCCUCAUGACUUACCCUAUCUCCUCUGUCUUCACAGAAGUGACCGCCACCGCCAUACAACUAGAGUACCCUUUAAAAGAUAGAAUCUACUGUGAUUUAAUGGUUGGCUCUUGCCACGGCAUCCUCUGCUUUCAUCUCGAUCAAAGUCUCGUUCUUUUAUGGAAUCCUUCUGUUAGAAAAUUUACAAUAUUGCCCUAUUUAGAAGUGAGACGUCUCACAACUUACCACUUUACCUUUGGCUAUGAUCACUUUAGUGACAGUUACAAGGUUGUUGCUGUUUGUUAUGAUUUUGAUGAAGAAGAAGAAGAAGAAGAGGAGGAAGAAGAAGAAGAAGAAGAAGGAGAAGAAGAAGAAGAAGAAGAAGAAGAAGAAGAAGAAGAAGAAGAAGAAGAAGACUAUGUUAUCCAUGGUGUUAGUAAGAUCUAUGAAACUCAAGUAAAAGUUCAUACUUUAGGAACCACUUCUUGGAGAAUAAUUCCGGGCUUCCCUCCUAAUAGUGUCCUUAUGGAUUAUUCAGGAAAUUUCGUCAAUGGAACUAUUAACUGGUUAGCAAAAAGACAAGAUUCUUCGCACUUCAUUGUUUCUCUUGAUUUUGAGAAGGAAUCUUAUGGAGGGAUUUUGUUGCCUGAUUUUGGAGAGGUAGUUACAGUUAAUUUAAACUUAGGGGUGUUUAAGGAUUGUUUGUGCAUAUUUUCUCAUAAUGAUAAUUUUUCAGAAGUUUGGCUUAUGAAGGAGUUUGGAAAUGAAGAAUCUUGGACUAAAUUGUUUUGUCUUCCUCACGCAUGGGAUUUUGGACAUUGGCCAUAUGUUUCUGCACUUUAUGUUUAUGAGGAGAGUCAAGUGCUAUUGGAUUUUGAGCCUAAGUUGGUUAUUUACAAUUUUAUAGAUGGUACUUUUAAGGAUCCUGGUAUUCAAAAGAUGGAUCGUUGGAUAACUUCAGCGGUCUAUCAUGAGAGUUUGAUAUCACCUUGUUUUUAAAUAAUAGUUAUGUAUGGAGAAUUCAUCUAUUGAAUUCUUCAAAUCCCUAAAAUUGCAACUUUUAUGUUGAUUUCCAUUUGUGUUAAGUAUUUUAUGUUUACUAGUCACUUCAUGGUUUGUUGUUUAAUUAUUGGUAGAUGGAUAUUGCCGCAUGAGAAAUUGCUAUGUUAGGUUUAAUUUAUUUGUUAGUUAUUUUCUUAUCUAUGUCAUUAUAUGUUUGCUGAUUUGGUUUUAUGAGAUUGGAAUCAAGUGUUAUGUUUGGUCACUUGUAUGUUUGUCAAAAAAUUAGUUGAUGGCUACACAAGUUUCUGAUAAAGCAUUGUCACUGAGAUGUCUGUAAGUAGUCUCUUGAUUUUGUUCAGAACAAUUUUCUACCAUGGAAUUUUAAACUUUUCAUAGAACACUUGUGAU
This is a messenger RNA of Vicia villosa (hairy vetch), 1920 nucleotides long. Its product is annotated as F-box/kelch-repeat protein At3g23880-like. The transcript has a single exon. NCBI's taxonomy places the organism in Eukaryota, Viridiplantae, Streptophyta, Magnoliopsida, Fabales, Fabaceae. Bases 166 to 1509 code for a protein of 447 amino acids. The record is from RefSeq and is a predicted model, not a curated record. Gene Ontology annotation, molecular function: protein binding.